Molecule: messenger RNA, 405 nt
Organism: Sodiomyces alkalinus F11
Lineage: Eukaryota; Fungi; Ascomycota; Sordariomycetes; Glomerellales; Plectosphaerellaceae
Exons: 4
Coding region: 1-405 (134 amino acids)
Source: RefSeq, a predicted model, not a curated record
AUGGAGGGAGGAUGUGCGACCGAGCUUCCCCCUUGUCCCCGCAUGCUCUCCACUUCCUCAGGUCCCUGGGCCCUGUGGUUGGCUAUGCUACCCACGGCCCAGGUACGCCAAGCAGGCCAAGUUAUUGCGCUCGAGAGGAAACAAAUCCCCAUCUCCUCCAACCAGUCUUCCGCUCCCCGCCCCCCGUGUCCUCGAGGCUCGCCGUAUUCCAGAGAUUCAGUCCGUCCCUACACGCGUCUCUCCGUCGUUCCCUCUCCCUCUCGCUCCGAGAUAGACGGCCUCGCAGAGGUCAUGUCUUCAAUCACAGCAUCACGGUCAAGGAACAUGGCUGCCAAUGCCAGUAAUUACCGCUCGACGGAGGGCCAGCCAACCCGGCUUACCAUGGAUGUGCUUCCCGAUUUUUAA